AUCCCGGAGAUAACCACUGAUUGGAGUAGCACCAUCCAAAGGGACAUUGUGAAAAUCCACAAUUGCAGAACAUACGCACAAUGACUAUUCAUGGUUGAAUGUCUUAGAGACUUGACAUGGUUGCUGUUAGCCCCGUGUCUUGGUGAUCUAAGUGUAUCUGAGUGUCCGCAAAUGGAAGAAGUAAUAAGCAAAGAGAAAGCUAUGACCAAGCUGGGUCAUACGAGUGAGCAGCCCUUUCAAAAUCUAACUAAGCUCGUCUUAGAUGGUUUAGAAGACAUCUACUGGACUCCUCUACCCUUCCCAGUUUUGGAAUAUCUCGAGAUAAGGCGUUGUCCAGAGCUUAGAAGACAUCCAUUCAACUCUGAGAGUGCUGUAGGAAAUCAAGUUGAAAUGAAAAUCGAUGAGAAAUGGAUAAAAGUGGUUGAAUUGGAGGAUGAAGCUACGAAACAACGUUUCUCCCAUAUCAGUAACAGCAAACGGACGGAGUACAGAGACUUUCCACAGAUGGCUGAAGAUCCGAAGAUGGAUGGUCUGACUCUGACAUCGGAGUCACAUCCAAUCCAAAACAUUGACCAGGUCGGGACUACAAGAAGUGGAAAGACGGCCGUCCAAUCUGGAACACACGCAACAGCUGGUAUGAUUGACACUCCUGUGGAGAACCCUCGCCGUUCUAAUCUCUUCUCGACAGUGAAGGGUUUCUUGUUCUCAGGUGGGGACAAGAAAGGGGUUUCACUGACCUCUAACUCCUCUGACCGCGAAGUCAAUCAAAGCGGGUCAGUGUUUAACUCUCCGGAUGUCUCUGGGACGAGCGCAGAAUCUUCCAUGGGGAGGAAGAACUCGUACCCUACAGUGUCCACUAGAGCAAGUAAUCUCAGAGAGUUCAGCAUUACUGAUCUCAAGUCUGCAACAAAGAACUUUAGCCAAUCUGUUAUGAUUGGAGAAGGCGGUUUUGGUCGUGUCUUCAGGGGAACAGUUAGGAAUUUAGAAGACCCGUCAAUUACAAUCGAAGUCGCGGUGAAGCAGCUUGGUAAAAGAGGGUUGCAGGGGUAUAAGGAAUGGGUUACAGAAUUGAACUUCCUCGGGAUUAUUGAGCAUAUAAACUUGGUAAAAUUAAUUGGCUAUUGUGCAGAAGAUGAUGAGCGUGGAAUCCAACGGCUUCUGGUUUUUGAAUAUAUGCCUAACCGAAGUGUUGAAUUCCACUUAUCCACUCGGUCACUCAUAGUCCUUACUUGGGACCUCAGAUUGAGAAUUGCCCAAGAUGCAGCUCGCGGCUUAACAUACCUGCUCGAAGAAAUGGAUUUUGAGAUUAUAUUCCGUGAUUUCAAGUCCUCAAACAUUCUUUUGGAUGAGGAUUGGAUAGCUAAGCUCUCGGGGUUUGGUUUGGCUAGUUUAGGUCCAUCUAAAGAACCAACCCAUGUUUCUACUUCUGUUGUAGGAACUAUAGGUUAUGCAGCACCUGAAUACAUUCAAGCCGGCCGUCUCACAUUGAAAAGCCAUGUGUGGGCUUAUGGAGUGUUCCUCUAUGAGCUUAUCACAGGGAGGCGACCGAUAGACAGAAGCAAACCCAAGGGAGAGCAGAAGCUUCUAGAAUGGGUGAAACCUUAUCUAUCGGACACAAGGAAGUUCAAGCUCAUAUUAGACCUGAGACUCGAAGGGAAGUACCCGAUCAAAUCGGUUCAAAAGCUAGCUGUUGUGGCCAACAGAUGUUUGGUUAGGAAUCCAAAGGCACGUCCCAAGAUGAGUGAGGUGUUAGAGAUGGUGACCAAGAUUGUGGAAGCUUCUAUAGGGAACGGCAGCCCGCAGCUAGAUCCGUUGAACAGUCUAAAAGCUUCUAGAGAUGCGGCGGGAGGACAGAAACAAACCCAAGGGAAAGCAGAAGCGUCUAGAAUGGGUUCUAAGCUACUUUGGAAGGAAACUGAGUGUUUUGGUGAUGAAAAUAAGCAUCUGGAGCAAACACAAGAAUAAGCAUCCAGGAUCGGCUGAUCCUCAUUCGUUUUAAACUGACUUUUAGGGUUUUAUUUUAGUAUUUAAGCACGAGGCUCGAUCUCUAGAGACACAACUUUUAUUCUACGCAGCUUUUGAGUACUUGUAAGCUUUGGGAAAAGAUCUCUAAUCAUCUCUAACACUUUGGAGAAGAAUUCUGAACCUUUUUAUUUAUCUUUGCAGUUCAAUUAUGUUUUCUUCA
Molecule: messenger RNA, 2185 nt
Organism: Camelina sativa (false flax)
Lineage: Eukaryota; Viridiplantae; Streptophyta; Magnoliopsida; Brassicales; Brassicaceae
Source: RefSeq, a predicted model, not a curated record